UCAUACCUACAUAUACUCGUACAUCGUCGUAAUUCGUAUGUGCUCCGUACUCGUACGAACGUAACCACGUAUCCAUCUACGUAAGGUACGUACGUUACGUACUGUACGACGUCGAGUCGCCCGUCGCCCCCUCCCUGCCCCCCUGCGUUCGAGUCUCGAGUCGCGUCGCGUCGCUUCGAUAUUAAUUGCACGCAGUUAUUGCCGCUAUUCGAGCACAAGGCACGACUGACGAGACGACCGUCGACCGCUCACAAGUGUAGCGUUCACCGUUCACGUUCGACGUAGACGUAUCAGUAUAGGACGUAGGUACCACGUUGCCCAGGUCUACUUACGUUUUCCUUAUCGUUUUUCGGCCUUUUCCUCAAAUCGUCGUAGUUUUCACGUGCGUUUUGCGUCGUCGUAUUUCGUAUUUUUAUUUUCCUCAAAUUUUCGUUCGAAAUCGAAAAUUUUUCACCCUUCAGUUCGUCUCGACGUAAGGGUUGUAAUCCGCAGCCUGCACUCAGGUGCACAAGCCACAAGUGUAGUGCGACAAAGUCGCCGGUGUCGCGUGUGCUGUGCCAGUAUAAAAAUAGUGUUCGUAUCGGUGAUUCAACUGUGCUAGUGUUGUGAUGUAGUACAAGUGUCGCCGAGGGUUUUUCAUCAAUUUUCCCAGCCUUCUACGUUGUCGCAGCAGGGCGAAAAUUGCCCAUCAAUAAGAUCUUCAUUUCGUAUAGUUUCUGAAAAGUGUCUACCUACUCUAAUUCGAGUAGAGUAAAUUGUGUAAAUUGUGUGUCGGUGUUGUGCUCGUGUAUGUGUUCGAUUGUCACCUGCCUUACCUGCGAUACCGGUGUAUGGAAUGGUUUUUGGUAUAUUGUAACCAGUUGGCGCGGAUUACACGAGAGCGUUCGAAGCUCGAUAUAGUCGAUUAAACGAUGAAAUAAUCAGCCGCGAGAUCAUUCUGCUUAACGAUGUGAUAAGUUGUUGCGGCAUGCAGUGGUAACUUCAAAUUCGAGAGCAACAUACGACAUAGUUACCUAGUAGAGUAUACCUACGUAGACUUAUCUGUACCUCGACGAAGAGAUAUCCGUCUAUGAUAAUUGGGACAAAUUCGAAUUUCGCGAACACGUCGAACACACCACUUGGAUGUCUCCUUGCAGCCGUGACAGACCGGUCAUCUCGCCUUUGCUAUAUGCCAGCCUGUCUGUCGACAAGUCAUCGAAUUCGUCGUCGACAAAUUCGUCAUCAACCACGGCGCCAUUUUUAGCGACCGCCGCUGCGGUAGCGUCCGAUGAAACGGCCGCUAAUUUAUCCUUAGCCAGGAGGUUUUUUCGAUGGCUAGCCAAGUGGUUGCAAAAAGGAAUGGGAAAACAAGCCGGCGUAUUGGAGAUGACAGGAUGUGAAAGUACUAUCAGAUUUAGCGGUCAUACAUUAGAUAAAGCUACCAAAGCCAAAGUUAUUUUGGAAAAUUAUUAUAGUAAUUUAGUAACGCAGCAUUUAGAACGUAAACAAAGGUUAGCCAAAUUAGAAGAAUCGUUGAAAGAUGAAAGCCUAUCAGAAACGGAAAAGGAGGAGAAAAGGCAGCAGCACGCACAAAAAGAAACUGAGUUCCUAAGAUUAAAACGAUCCAGACUGGGAGUCGAUGAUUUUGAACCACUCAAAGUCAUAGGCAGAGGAGCGUUCGGCGAAGUUAGAUUAGUCCAAAAGAAAGAUACCGGACAUGUUUACGCUAUGAAAAUUUUAAGAAAGGCCGAUAUGCUGGAGAAAGAGCAAAUAGCCCAUGUACGAGCCGAAAGAGAUGUUUUAGUCGAAGCCGAUCACCAAUGGGUGGUCAAAAUGUAUUAUAGUUUUCAGGAUCCAAUUAAUUUAUAUUUGAUAAUGGAAUUUUUACCCGGUGGCGAUAUGAUGACGUUGCUAAUGAAGAAAGAUACGCUAAGUGAAGAAUGUACACAGUUUUAUAUCGCCGAAACUGCUCUAGCUAUAGAUUCGAUACAUAAAUUAGGAUUUAUUCACAGGGAUAUCAAACCAGACAAUUUAUUAUUGGAUGCUCGGGGCCAUAUAAAGCUAUCGGAUUUCGGUCUUUGUACCGGAUUGAAGAAGUCUCAUCGAACUGAUUUUUACAGAGAUCUCAGUCAAGCGAAACCGUCGGAUUUUAGUUCGACAGCCAGCAGCCUAAUGGAUAGUAAAAGACGAGCGGAGAGCUGGAAGAAAAAUAGAAGAGCUUUGGCGUACAGCACGGUCGGUACGCCCGAUUAUAUCGCUCCCGAAGUAUUCCUACAAACUGGUUACGGACCGGCUUGCGAUUGGUGGAGUUUGGGCGUCAUUAUGUACGAAAUGUUGAUAGGUUAUCCGCCAUUUUGCAGUGAAAAUCCUCAAGAAACGUAUCGCAAAGUGAUGAACUGGCGCGAAACGCUUACCUUCCCGCCGGAAAUUCCAAUUAGCGAAGAAGCCAAAGAAGUAACCAUGAGGUUCUGCGCCGAAUGUGAUCGACGUCUGGGCAGUAUGAAAGGAGUCGACGAUUUAAAAGGCCCCGGUGCUCCGGCUUUCUUCAGGGGUGUCGAUUGGGAGCAUAUACGCGAACGUCCUGCUGCCAUUCCGGUGCAGGUCAAGUCUAUCGAUGAUACGUCCAACUUCGACGAUUUCCCCGACGUCAAGCUAGAAAUACCAUCAGCGCCCAUUCCAACGGACGGCGAAGGUAACUAUAAAGACUGGGUAUUCAUAAAUUACACAUUCAAGAGAUUCGAAGGCUUAACUCAACGCGGUAUUCCCAUCAAGAAGUAAUCGACACGACGAUGAUGCGAGCGACGUAUGCAUGAUUAUAAUUAUUAUGAAAAAUUACCAUUACUACGGUCGUACCUAGACCUACCACAAUUUUACGAUUAGCGCGUAUUAUUAUAUCGAAUUAUAUACCCUCCCCCCCUCUGUACCCCACCUAGAUUUACCAAUGCUCUUUCUUUCGUCGAAAUUAUUAUAUUACAUAUAAAUAAAUUUUGUAGCUAUACCGUUAUAACUUUGAGAAUAAUUUUUAUCAGGUUUUUACGUUCGAUUACGUAAACUUUAUUUUAUUGUGUAUUACUUUUUUUUUAACUAAAAAAAAAAACACACUGAAAACUAAAUACGCGUUAAAUUGAAAAUGUAACGUGCGCGUUUUCUUUUUUCUUUUUUUCUUUCUUUUUUUUUUAAAUGAGCUUUUUGUUUAUUAUUGUUUUUUGUUUCUUUGGUUAUCGAUCUGGUCAUAUUUUUAUGAAAUUUGCACAUAUCUUCGCUACGUAGAUGAAAAGAAUAUCGGAAGACGCGACGAGACAAUAAUUUUGUUUAAACAUUUUUUUUAUCGUGUAGAUUUUGUCGCGGCGGUGUGAAAUUUUUUUUACGCCGAAUACGACGACGACGCGUGUGUUUCGGUUUAUUUUUAAUUAUUUUUUUCUUUCUUUUUUCUUUUGUUUGUUGUUUUCGUUUACUUUAUUUUUCCCCCUCGAGUUGCCCUGUUAGUGUUUUUUUUUUCUUUUUUCCUUUUUUUCUCUGUUCUUUUUAACGAGAAUAAUAUGUCGCCGUUGUUGUUUUAUUUUUUCUUGUCUCGCUGUUUUUUUUUUUCUUUUAUUUUUAUUAUUACGAUGAUUUUUUUUCCUCUGGUAGUUUUAUACAUAUUAUUGCAUAACUUUCGUUAAUUUGUACAUAUUUUUUAGAGUACAACUAGUCGCUUUGUUUUGAUGUGUAAUGUGUAUUAUACGCGGAUAUUACCAAAAUAUGAGAAUGGAGGAUGGCGAAUGGUAUCGUCGAAGGGUGGUUUACGUUUACGUUUACGUAGAGAAUCUCUAUAGAAUCGCUUUUUCUCGUCUGUCUAAUUUGAUAUUAUUUUAUUAUUAUAACAAGGCUGUGAAACGCGAGUACAAGCUAACGUGUAUUUUUAUCCCCUUCUUCGACCUUUUUUAAAGUCUGUGUCCACGAGUGGUCGUAUAACGUUAUGUGUAAAUUUUUUCCGUGUGCGUGUGCGAGCGUGUGCUUUUUUUCUUUGCUAAGGGAGGGGUGAGGAAAGAGUUACUUCGUGUAUUUUUUUCCGUUUUUUUUUCUUUUUCGAUGAGCAUUUAUGUAUUCCGUGUGUAAUCGUAACGUACCUCUGUAUUUGUAAUAUGUAUUUUUGACGUAUGUAGUGUGUAUCUUAAAUCUCGUUUACUCAGAUCUCUCUUUCUUUCUCUCUCUCUCUCUGUUAGUCCAGGGGCAAACUGUAAUAAUUUUAGGAGUGGGUGUAAAUUGCAAUUCGAGAUAGAAGUGUGAAAUUUGGUAAGAUGUGUAACGACCCAAAGAGGAAUUUUUCAAGCGAGCGAGGUAUUCGUCAAAGCCCACAAGAGGAGUACAGGAUGGAAUCUGAGGGGGGUUUACCUCCCUAAUUUUCAAUAUUUAGUCAUCUGGCUGUUCUUGGGGUUAUUUUCAUGCGAUUGAACUGCUUCGAGUUCAAAAACAUCGAUUAUUUUCGAGAUCUGAAGGGGAGGAGUGCCUCAAAUUUUAGAUUUUCCUGUAAAAAUGUCUCAAAAAUACCUCAAAAAUGCAUUUUUUUAUUUUUUUUUGGAAUUAUUGCUCUCCUUUCUUUGAACGAGAUUUUCAUAGAUUAGCCAAAAAAAAAAAACUGAAUUUUUGGGAUAUUUUUUUAGAAAAAAGACAAGAUUUUCAAUCAAAAAGUCUCAAAUUGGAGACACUCCUCCUCUUAAAAUCUUGAAAGUUACAAUAUUUUGAACUCAGCGAGGUUGAAUUAUAUGAAAGUGACCCCCAAGAACUGCCAGAUAAUCAAAUUUUGAAAAAUGGGGAACUGAACCCCAUUUUUGAAUCGUUCCAGUGCCCUUCCAAUGGAAUUUGGCGAAUUCCUGCAAUUCUUGGAAAAUUCGUGCACCAAAUUUGUUGCUUCCAUCACGAAAAUGUAGUUGACUUACAUUUUGCCACUGGACUGUGUUGUCUUUUUCCCACGUGAUGAGGAGAAAUUCUUAUAAAAAUGUGUACCAACCGUGUAGACAGACCUUUAAAGCGAUAAAUCGUAGUUAUACGUGUUAAGAGUGCAAAUGCAGAAGUAGGCGAUAUUUAGAGACGUGGUUGGAUCGUAGAAUUUAAGAUUCAAAAAUUUUUUUUAGCAAAAACCUGAGAAUGUUUUUUUAGGAGCUAGUCUUUAUUUCGAUACAGAUUGUCAUAUUCGACGUGGGUGGUUUAAAAAAAAAGAAGCAAAAUUUUGGGGCAGAAGAUGGUCGUAGUUUGUCUGUAAUAUUAUUAUUUAAAUCUUUUUCUCAGAUGCCUUACACGUAGCACUUCCACGUUGUUACAUACUUGCAUUAUAUGUACGAUAAUUCAUAUUUCAACGUGAGUCGCUGAUAUUUUCGAUUUCUUUCUUCUUGUUUUUAGUUUUUAUCGAGUGUAUUACGAGUUUAUUAUUUUAUAUAUUAUCGCUAUACAUACAAAACUAUACUCUACGUACACCUCAAAUUCGAGUAUAAUAAUCCUUAAUAUGCUCGAAUGUGUCAUGUCAGUGUAUAGGGCUCGUGUCAAGCGAAAACCAAGAACGAAAUUUUCGUGGUUAAAUUUAUUAUACGUUAAGUACAGGUGUAAGCUUGCCUUUAUAAUGGUAAAAUGUUGUUUCUAUUUUGAAAAAAUUGUCUAAUGUGUUUUACUAUAAUAUUUGUAGUAAUGUAUAAAAUUUUUCAUUUUUUUUUUCUCUUUUUCCUCUUUCUUGCAUUAUUGUUUACCAGUUACGAGUAUUUUAGGAUGUAAAAUAAAGCUGAUUGUGUUGGUUAUAACGAGUA
Planococcus citri (citrus mealybug) is the source of this 5756-nucleotide messenger RNA. RefSeq names its product Serine/threonine-protein kinase tricornered (gene trc). Bases 1123 to 2757 code for a protein of 544 amino acids. Lineage: Eukaryota; Metazoa; Arthropoda; Insecta; Hemiptera; Pseudococcidae. Gene Ontology annotation, molecular function: ATP binding; protein serine/threonine kinase activity. The transcript has 10 exons. Gene Ontology annotation, biological process: peptidyl-serine phosphorylation; intracellular signal transduction. The record is from RefSeq and is a predicted model, not a curated record.